Oldenlandia corymbosa var. corymbosa is the source of this 414-nucleotide messenger RNA. Lineage: Eukaryota; Viridiplantae; Streptophyta; Magnoliopsida; Gentianales; Rubiaceae. The record is from the annotation of a GenBank genome assembly.
AUGAAUAUAUUGAAGAAGGGAGCGGAGAAUUUGAAGAAGGGAGUGAUGAAAGCGAAGAAGGGUAUGGAUGAAUUAAUUAAUAAGGCACGUAAUGACGACGAUGCUCGGAGUAGUCUCCUUGCGUUGGCCAUCUGCUCACCUUUACCUUGGGUAAUUAGUUAUGCUUAUUCGGCGUUCCUAAAGAUGGUCGUAGCCGACGACUUUGAGGAUGAUGAUCCCAUCGUUUUGGUAUUUUUCGGUAUGAAGAAGCCUACGCCCUCACAACCCUACUUCAAGGUCCUGCUUCCUACCGAUGACCUUUUUUUGAUAGUUUUCGGCUGGAAAAGGCCCCAACAAUUAAUCAAGUUGAUGACUCCUGUUAUUGUUGAUUUCCUCCAUCGAGGGUUUCACUCCUCUUCCAUCGGUUUCGUUUAG